ACAGCCGCCACCACUUUUCCUCACGUCAUAUAGGAUUGGCGCCCCCAUGUGGUAAUAGGCCAAUAGGACGACGGACUACGUCAGUAGACGACAACUGUCCCUGUCAACAUAGGAUACCCUAGUAACCUACGCUUCGAACUGGCUCUACAUUGGCAGGUGACACUGUUGUCUAAAAUGUUGUUGUGAAAUAAGAGUGUCCAACAACCGUUUCCCAACGCAUGUGAAUUAAGACAAUAGACUACAGUGUAGACUAGAUUAGGCUGAAGUUUCAAGUUCACACUCCAGUAGCCUAAAUGCUAUCUUACUUUCGGUUCAAAGAACGAAAGUUAUCGGAGUAAACUAGGCUACAAGUCGUGUGCAAACCUCAGUCGCUAUAGAAAGACGAGCCGUGCGAAAUGUAAAAAAUGGCUAAUGUUUUUUCAAACGACCAGGAUUCCUUCUCCUGUUCCAUCUGUCUUGGGUUGUUUCAUAUUCCAGUAACAAUACCAUGUGGACAUAGUUACUGUCUUGACUGCAUUAAAGGCUACUUUGACCAGAGAGGGGACCAAGGAGGUAGGCCUACUGCCCAAUGCCCCCAAUGUAGGCAGACGUUUUCUGCCAGGCCAGCUCUCAAUAAAAACACUCUUAUUGCUGAACUGGUGGAGAAACUGAAAGAGGCCCUAUCUCCACGCGGUCACUGUUUCGCGGGUGUGGGUGACAUAGAAUGCGACGUGUGCGGCGACAGCAAAUGUAGAGCCGUCAAGUCUUGUUUCGUUUGCUUGGCUUCUUACUGCGAGACUCACCUGAAACUUCACAACGAGCUCAACCCAGGUGGGAAACACAAAGUCGUCAAUGCAACCGGACGUAUGCAGAACAAGAUCUGUCGUCGCCAUGACAAACUCCUCGAGGUUUUCUGUUGCACUGAUCAACAAAUUAUCUGUUUGCUGUGCACCAUGGAUGAACACCGAGGCCAUGAAACAGUACCGGCCGAGGCCGAAAGGACCGAAAAACAGAAGCUAUUGUGUGAGACUCAGAGGAAAUCAAGGAAGAGACUUCAACACAGAGAGAAAGAAUUUCAGGAAGUAAAGAAUGCUAUGGAGACUCUGAAGCGCUCUGCAGCUGCAGCUGUGGCAGACAAUGACCGGUGCUUUCAGCAUCUGAUGCGCUCCAUUGAGAGAAGGCACUCUGAGGUGACAGAGCUGAUCAGAGCUCAGGAGAAGGCUGAGGUGAGUCGGGCUAAAGGACUCCUGAAGCAACUGGAGCAGGAGAUUUCUGAGCUGAAGAGGAGAGAUGCUGAGCUGGAGCAGCUUUCACACACAGAUGAUCACAUACAUUUCCUCCAGAGUCUUCCUCUUCUGAAUGAGCAGAGUGGAACAGAUGUCAUCAUGCGUGUCAAUACACACAUCUCCUUUGGGGAAGUUGGUCAGUCCCUGUUCAUGCUUAAACGACGCCUGGAAGACCAGUGGACAGAGGAGGAGGCGGAGAUGUCCAAAGCAGUCAAGCACAUCCACACAGUGCUGCUUCCUGAGUAUCGGACCAGAGAAGAGUUCUUGAAAUACUUACAUCCAUUCACCCUGGACCCUGCCACAGUGCGUAACAGUCUCCAGCUCUCAAAAGGGAACUUGAUGGUUUCACACACUAAUGUGGCCACAUCCUACCGCAAUGGCCCUGAGUGAUUUGACGGGUGGCUUCAGGUGCUGUGUAUGGAGGGCAUAACUGGACGCUGCUACUGGGAGGCUCAGUGGAGUGGGCAGUGGGCUAACAUAGCCGUUUCAUACAAGAGCAUCAGCAGGAAAGGAGGGGGCAAUGAGUGCAGGUUUGGAUAUAAUGAUCAGUCCUGGAGUCUAAGACUCUCCAGGUCCACCUCCUCUUUCAGGCACAAUAAUAAAGAGACUAAACUCCCUCUAGUGGCCAGCUGCAGAAUAGGAGUGUAUGUGGAUUACGAGGCAGGAACUCUGGCCUUCUACAGCAUCUCUGACACAAUGACCCUCCUGCACAGAGUCCAGACCACAUUCACUCACACACUCUACCCUGGGUUUGGGUUUGAUUUUGGUCUGGCACAUUAUAACUCUUCUGUUGAGGUUGUGGAAGAAUAAGAUGUAUAAUCCGUUGUAUUUAUAAAGGAGCAUGGUGACUCCACUAGGUUUGCAUGUCAAAUUUUUAUUUUAUAAGAUAAGUAAGUAUGAAAAGUAAAACCAAAGGCACAACUUAUUAAAAAAAGAUAUGACCGUUGUAUAUUCAGUUGAACAAUGUAUUUGGAUAAUAUUACAUUGAGUUACAAUUCAGCACUACAGAACAACCUGUUCAGAUGAAGCUAGUUGUUUUAAGCUUUUUAAAGUGGCGUUGGCUUUCUCUGCUCCGCACAUCAUGGAGCUACAACUGAGCUGUGCAUAGCUGUGUCCAAUCACCUCUGCUGUGCUGGAUUUGUGAAAAGAAUAAAUGUAUUGAAUGACUCAUCACUAA
Alosa alosa (allis shad) is the source of this 2442-nucleotide messenger RNA. RefSeq names its product E3 ubiquitin-protein ligase TRIM47-like. Gene Ontology annotation, molecular function: zinc ion binding. The record is from RefSeq and is a predicted model, not a curated record. The transcript is spliced from 6 exons. Bases 405 to 1655 code for a protein of 416 amino acids. NCBI's taxonomy places the organism in Eukaryota, Metazoa, Chordata, Actinopteri, Clupeiformes, Clupeidae.